GGGGCAGGGAAGCAGGAAAGAGCUCCAGCUGAGGGAGGUGCUUCGGCAGAAUUCCAGGGGGAAGCCAAUGGGUUGGAUGAGGUCAAGGUGGAGUCCAAAGUGGAGGCUGAACUUCCAAAGGAGGACGGUGGGAAGGAAGAGACCAAAGAGGCUCCUCAGGAGAUGACAGGUGGGAAAGGAGAGACCAACUCUGAACCCAAGGAGGCCGAGGGAAAGCAGGAGACAGUGUUGGCCACUGAGAAGCAGAAGGCUGAGGGGAAAGCGGCCGAGCCCGAAUGUGGGGAGAAAGCUGACGUCGAGGACCCGGCCAAGGCUGAGCUGGAGCAGGGCGCUGCGGAGCAGGAGGCCGGGGCCGGGUCCAGGGAGGCUGAUGGGGAGCAGGAGGCCACGGCAGCCUCUCAGGAGGAGAGCACCAAGACGGAGGAGCCCAAGGUUGAAGCCCAGGUGAAAGCCCCAGAGGCCACAUCGGACUCUGAGAAGAAGGCUGCUCUGGCAGAUGAGGCCCAGGCUGAGCCACAAGAGAGUGACACGAGGGAGGAGGAGGAGUCAGGUGGUCCCCAUGAAGAGCAGGAUCAGGGUGUGGAGAGAGCGUCGGAGGAAGGGGCAGGAGUGAGUCCCAGCUCCCCCGAGGAAUGGCCCGAGAGCCCCACGGAGGAGGGUCAAGGCCUCAGCCCAGAUGGGUUGGGCCCAGACACCGCAGCUUCCGGAGAGACCAGUCCCUCUGCCAGGUAAUGCCCAACCCCGGGGC
Messenger RNA from Myotis brandtii (Brandt's bat), 748 nucleotides. RefSeq names its product smoothelin-like protein 1. The transcript is spliced from 3 exons. NCBI's taxonomy places the organism in Eukaryota, Metazoa, Chordata, Mammalia, Chiroptera, Vespertilionidae. The annotation marks the transcript as partial. The record is from RefSeq and is a predicted model, not a curated record.